Molecule: messenger RNA, 1344 nt
Organism: Psilocybe cubensis
Lineage: Eukaryota; Fungi; Basidiomycota; Agaricomycetes; Agaricales; Agrocybaceae
Exons: 9
Coding region: 1-1344 (447 amino acids)
Cellular component (GO): mitochondrion
Molecular function (GO): sulfide:quinone oxidoreductase activity; FAD binding
Source: RefSeq, a predicted model, not a curated record
AUGCUGUCCGCAAGUCUUGCCCGAGGAAUCCGCCAGGCGUCGAAACCGACCGCUUUGCAAAGUAGAUCGGCGACAACUGCCUCGAGUUCGCAGAAAUUCAAGGUGCUGGUCGUCGGGGGAGGUAGUGCCGGAUUGUCUGUUGCACAACAGAUAUAUAACAGAUUUCAAGCUGCUGGAAAAUCUUUAGCUGCUGGUGAUAUCGGCAUUGUGGACGCAGCUGAGAACCAUUAUUACCAACCAGGGUGGACCCUUGUCGGCUCCGGAUUGCUCCCAAAGACUGAUUUCAGUCGUCCAUUGGCUUCCUUGAUCCCGGCUCACAUCGCUCACAUUCCCGAAAACGUCAAAUCAUUCUCCCCGAAUUCGUCAACAGUCACAACAACCAGCGGAAGAGAUAUUUCUUAUGACACCCUUGUCGUCGCCGCCGGACUCCAAACAAACUUCGAUGGGAUUGCGGGUCUGCCAGCUGCUUUGGAAGAUCCAAACUCUGGGGUUUCCACAAUCUAUUCCUACAAAACCUGCGACAAGGUUUGGACCGACAUCGAAAACUUAAAAUCAGGGAAGGCUGUUUUCACCCAACCCGCUGGAAUCAUCAAGUGCGCUGGAGCACCUCAAAAGAUAAUGUGGAUGGCUUGGGAUCGGUUCCGAAGAACGGGACGCCAGGACAUUAGCGUCAAUUUUUACACCGGGAUGCCUACCAUGUUUAGCGUGAAAAAGUACUCUGAUGCUCUCGAUGCACUCAGGCAGGAGCGUGGCGUCGGUGGAUACUUUGGACAUAACCUAGUUUCUAUCGACUCAGGAAACCGCAAGGCCACUUUCAAAAAAGCAGACGAUGGUUCAGAAGUCACCGUUGAUUAUUCGCUACUUCAUGUAACGCCACCAAUGGGUCCUCUUAACGUGUUCAAAGGUUCACCUAUUGCUGACGCCGCAGGAUGGGUGCCAGUCAAUAAGGCGACUCUGCAACACGACAAGCCCGAGUUCAGCAAUGUCUUUGCCAUUGGUGAUUGCUCAAAUCUACCCACGUCAAAGACAGCGGCGGCUAUCACUGCUCAAGCACCAGUUUUGACUGAGAAUUUGUUUUCUUUCGUCGACACCGGGAAAGUCGCGAUCGCUGAGUACGAUGGUUAUACCAGCUGCCCUCUCCUGACUGGAUACGGUGAACUCAUGCUCGCUGAAUUCAAGUAUGGAUUAGAGACUAAAGAGUCGUUCAGCGACUUCUUCGAUCAGAAGAAGAGCAAUAGAUUUUUCUACCAUUUAAAAAAGGAUGUCUUCCCAUAUGCGUACUGGAAUUAUAUGGUCAAGGGUACAUGGUUCGGAUCGAAGGGGUUGAGCAAACCAGAAUUUUAG